Ilyonectria robusta is the source of this 690-nucleotide messenger RNA. RefSeq lists its product as uncharacterized. Lineage: Eukaryota; Fungi; Ascomycota; Sordariomycetes; Hypocreales; Nectriaceae. The transcript has a single exon. The record is from RefSeq and is a predicted model, not a curated record. Bases 1 to 690 code for a protein of 229 amino acids.
AUGCAUUUCCUCCUACUCGGCGCCACUGGACGGACCGGCAAGCACGUUGUGUCUGAAUUACUCUCUCAAGGUCAUACAGCCAUAGCACUCGUCCGUACCUCUAGUAGCCUCACCACUCGUCCUGGCCUCACCGUCGUCACUGGGUCACCGCUAUCGGAAGACGACAUCCGUGGCGCUCUCGCCGCAGCGCCAGGUCUAUCACCUUCUGCAGCCAUCAUCACAUUGAACACGGUCCGCAAGUCCGACAGCCCUUUCGCAGCUCAGCUCUCACCUCCUCGCUUCCUGGCCGACUCGUGCGCCACCGUUUGCAAAGUUCUGGAGCAGGCUGGCAUUCAUCGCGUUGUUGUCAUGUCCACGGCAGGAGUCGGGGAUUCAUGGGCUAAACUACCGUGGCUGAGCAAGGCAUUCAUGGGCUGGACCAACAUCAAGUACGCGCUCCAGGAUCAUAGCCUCGUAGAUGAGGAGAUUCGCCUGACCAAGAUGGAUUGGACUCUUGUAAGGGCUGUGAGGCUCGAAUUCGACGAUCUGAAGAAGCCGAACGACACAAAGACGGACGUGGAAACGCUAGGCAGCUCGGGGGAUAGAAUGGGUGUAUCCGACAGUGUGACUGUUACUAGUGUGGCUAAGUUCCUAGUCAAGGUUGCCGUCAAUGGACUCUUUAUUAAAGAGGCAGUAGUUGUGAGGAAUUGA